This is a messenger RNA of Ostrea edulis (European flat oyster), 1279 nucleotides long. Its product is annotated as small ubiquitin-related modifier 2. The record is from RefSeq and is a predicted model, not a curated record. Gene Ontology annotation, molecular function: ubiquitin-like protein ligase binding; protein tag activity. Gene Ontology annotation, cellular component: nucleus. The transcript has 4 exons. The coding region runs from base 138 to 422 and encodes 94 amino acids. Gene Ontology annotation, biological process: protein sumoylation. Lineage: Eukaryota; Metazoa; Mollusca; Bivalvia; Ostreida; Ostreidae.
AAAUCGUUUUACAAAGCUGCAUUUUACAGGGGAAUUUCCUUUGUGCGCCAUUUUAACUUCGCAGCGAAGCCGACAGACAGGCAGGCAAACGACGUAGACCCACAUCCCUACUUUCUUAUCGAAGAAAAUCAAAGAAAAUGUCGGAAGAGAAAAAGGAUGAGAUUAAACCAGAAAGCAGUGAACAUAUUAACUUGAAGGUCACUGGACAAGAUGGCAGUGUUGUGCAUUUUAAAAUUAAGAAAAACACUCCUUUGAGGAAGCUGAUGUCUGCGUAUUGUGACAGAGCAGGUUUAAAACUCGGUGUUGUGCGGUUUAGGUUUGACGGAAAUCCCAUUAAUGAAACAGACACACCCUCAGGGUUGGACAUGGAAGAUGGAGAUAGUAUAGAUGUAUUCCAGCAACAGACGGGAGGCUUAUUGUGAGAGUAACAUGAAACAGACUAGUUAGUGUGAGUGAUAAAAGCAACACAGGGACAAAGUGAUGGUGCCUGAAUUUCAUCCUUCAUCUCAUUUUGUUUAUAGUUCAUUGUGCUCUUCAUUGGCACCAGUGUGGUUAAAGGCUACAGCAGAGAAAGUACCUCAAGAGCAAUCAUGGGACGUCCGCACUUCUGGUGUCACCAGCUUAAACAUGUUUUUAUGUUCUGUAUAUAGUUUAUGUAUAUUUUGAAAAAAAGAUUUUGACAUUAAGUAAUGUGACCUGUGAAAAGUUUAUUGUACCAAGUUUGUGGGCUCCAACUGUAUCUUGCUUGAGACUGUCUAAGGCCUGUAAUUUUUCAAUUUUAAGUAUACCUCAGACUGUCUAGGAAGUGUGUCUGACUGUUCCUUAUAAGCAUUAAGCUCCACUUUAAAAGCCAACACAUUGAAUUCCAAUUGAAUUAUGCAUCUAGUCUUAUCUAGCAAAGAGUUGAAUUUCAGAUUUCAUAUAAACAGUUUAUUAGUAACUUACCAUGAGUUCCCUGUGAAUGAUUUUAAUGUUUUAUAAUUUAUUAAUUUCUGAUGGUAUGUAUCUGGUGUCAUAGUUUUUAUCAGUACUUUUGUAAAAUAUAGGUUAGAAUUUGUGAGUCCUGUUCAGCUAGAAAUGUUUGGGUUUUUUUUUUUUGUCCGUUUGAAAAUUUAUAAAUGAAAGAGACAUGGGGACCAUGAACUGACCUAAAUGAAAUUGGAAAGAGGCUGAUACAAGCGGUUGUUAUUUUAAGUAAUUAACAUGAUUGUUUGCAAUAUGUUGUAUAAACAGUGUAAUUCAUUUCUCACAUUUGUCAGUAAAAGUAUACAAGUUUUUA